GUAAAUAAAUAUGGCGUAACGUUGUGCAUUACGUGUGGGUGUGUGAAGCCAAAUUUGCUAACAAGACAAAAUAUAAGAAUUUGCAGUGUUUUACGAAGAAGCUACAGUGUGGUGUUCAAAUUAAUUCGAACAAUAAAUCUGUGAGUUUGUGACCCGAGAAAAUUCGUAAAGAACAUUGGAUCAAUGACUUGGAUUCACCGUAGAUGACUAUUAUUAUGAACCUUAUCUUGUAACUUAUGAAAUACGAUUUUAACAUAAGGUCAUAAUAAGUGUACAUAUUAUAGAGCAGUGUAAGGAUAAUGGGUUGGGUACAAGUGUUGUGUGGUGAAAGUGCUAAGCCAGAGGUAUGAUGGAGUCAGAGCUACCGCCGGGCAGCUGUAACUCCACAGGACAUCUCUCCACAAUUGGAUGGAACAUACCAGGUCGGAUGCACCAUUCGGCGAGCACGCCGGCGGGCGUGGACGGGGGCGCUCGUACGCCGCCCGCUACGCCCAAGAAGGGCGGCAAGAUGCUCGCCGUCCGCGUCCAGAUGCUGGAUGACUCCAUAUCCAUGUUCCAGAUACAGUCGAAGGCGCUGGGUCGGGUGCUGUUCGACCAGGUGUGCCGGCAGCUACAUCUCCUGGAGGCCGACUACUUCGGUCUGGAGUACCAAGAUGCUAAUGGCACAAAGUACUGGCUGGACGUCGAGAAGCCGAUGUGCCGGCAGCUCGGGUUGUCCAUGCUGGAGCCGGCGCUCCGAUUCUGCGUGAAGUUCUACACCCCGGACCCCGCUCGCCUGGAGGAGGAGUUCACGCGGUACCUGUUCUGUCUGCAGGUGAAGCGCGACCUCGCGACCGGGGCGAUUCAGUGCAACGAGAAUACGGCCGCGCUGAUGGCCAGUUAUAUCGUGCAAGCGGAGUGCGGCGACUUCGUGCCCGAGGACUACCCGGACCACACAUACCUUAGCGGGUACAAGUUCUUUCCCGGACAGGACCCCGAGUCCGAGCGACGCAUCAUGGAGAACCAUAAGAAGCACAUAGGACAAAGUCCAGCCGAAGCAGAUCUGAAUUUGCUAGAAACGGCGCGCAGAUGUGAGCUGUAUGGUAUAAAGAUGCACGCGGCGAAAGACAACGAGGGCGUGGCUCUCAACCUGGCGGUCGCGCACAUGGGCAUCGUGGUGUUCCAGCACUACACCAAGAUCAACACGUUCAGCUGGGCCAAGAUACGCAAGAUCAGCUUCAAGAGGAAAAAGUUCCUCAUCAAGCUGCAUCCUGAGGGUUACGGUCACUUUCGCGACGUGGUCGAGUUCUUCUUCGAGGGUCGCAACGAGUGCAAGAACUUUUGGAAGAAGUGCGUCGAGAACCACGGCUUCUUCCGCUGCUCCGCCGUGCCGCGACCACCGCGACACAAGGCGAGAGUUAUGUCGCGCGGAUCGUCGUUUAGGUAUAGCGGCAAAACCCAGAAGCAAAUAGUCGAAUUCGUUCGGGACAACUAUGUCAAACGACAGACUUUCCAGAGGUGUGGGUCGUUCCGCGCGUCGCGCUCAGCGGGCGGGUCGCGCGCGAGCGUCGCGCCGCCGCUCAACGCCAGCCUGUCCGCGCACCCGCUGCUGCCGCUGCCGCCCGGCUCCGACGCGAUUUCCCUGGAGUGGGACAAGCAGCCUCACUACCUGGAGGCUUCUCUGAUGAUGAAGGGCUACACGGCGGAGGAGGCGCGCGCGGCGGCGGCGCGACCCGCGACUCGCCCCCCGCUCGCAGCUACCGCGUAUGCCAGCACGAGGGACAAGCUCACGAAACUGUACUGCGAACAAAUCGUGGGUCCAGAAGUAGUGACCCAUGCCGAGGUCAAUCAUCAUCCUUCGGAGGAUUCACCUCUGCCUCAUCGGACGACGACACCAUUGACAUCGCCGGAGAGUACCUGGGUGAGACAUGUGGAGGGUGGGGCCGCGCGCGCGCCCACUCCACCGCCGCGUCGCACAGACGAAACUGGGGAUGACGAUACGGUAUCUUCGGCGAGCGUGUGCGUGUCCAGCGGCGAUAUCGCGGACGACAACGAUCGAGCGAGCGAGAAACACAACGAUCGUGCGAGCGAGAUAGAUAAUCACACGAAAGAGAAGCAGGACCGUGCGAGCGGGACGCACGGCGAGCCGCUGUGGGCGUCGACGCCGCGCGACAAGCGCGUCAACGGCCACGCCCCCCGCUCGCGCGAUGUGCUCGACAAUAGGGACGACAACUGCAAUACCGUCAACGGCAACGUACACGUAACGAUAGUGUCGGCGUCGACGAACAACAUGGACGUGCUGAGCGGCGGCGAAAGCGACGCCGACACGCUUUCGCGACGAAACAAUAACAGCAUAUCAUCUCAGCUGGCGGGCUCGCUGCGGCGGGGGCGGGGCGGGGACGUGACGUACUACGUCGCUAAGGAACUGCUGAUGACGGAGCGCACCUACAAGCGGGACCUCGACCUCGUCACCGUGUCGUGGUCGGGUCGCGUGGGUAACGUGGCUGGCGCGGUGGGGUCUGACGGCGCGGCGCUGGCGCGGGCGUGCCUGGCGUUAGAGCCGCUGGCGUUGCCGGCCGGUGCGUUGCUGGCACGCCUGGACCGCGCGCUAGCGGCCGCGUCACCGCAUCGACAUCAAGGUAACUCUUCCAAAGAAAUGGAAGAACCCGAGUACAAGAAAAUAGCAGAGUUACUAUGUGAUUAUUUGAGCAGCACUUACGAUGCGUACAUGUCGUACGUGCACGGUGCGGGCGCGGCGGUGGCGGUGGCGGAGCGCGCACGCCGGCGGGGUGGAGCCGCGGCGCGCGAGGCGGCCGCAUUCGACUGCACCGCCCCCCUGCCACUAGCUUGUCUGCUGCUGCGUCCACUGCAUCGCCUGCUGCAUUACAAGCGGCUCGCUGCAGAGCUGUUCUCGUGCGGCGGCGGGUCCGGGGCGGCGCGGUCGGUGCUGCAGCUGGCGGGCUCGGCGGCGGACGCGGCGCGCGCGCAGCUGCCGCACGCCGAGAACCACGCCGCUCUUUGUCAGCUGCAGAGGGACAUCACCGGCUACGAUAAGCUGUUGGUUCCGGGCCGAGAGUUUCUUCGGCUGGGCUGCGUCUACAAACACUCUUCCAAAGGUCUUCUACAGAGGAUGUUGUUUUUGUUCAGCGAUUUACUACUAGUGUCGUCCAAGACGGGCACUGGCCAAUUUAAAGUGCAUCUAGCGCUUGCAUUGCACGAGCUUUCUGUGGAGCCCGCAGAGCUCAACAACUCUCUCACUAUUACAGGUGAGAACGUGAGUUUCGUGAUCAGCGUGAGCGGCGAGGGCGAGUACAGCGGGUGGCGCGAGUCGCUGGAGCAGGCGAUCGCGGCCGCGCGCGACGACCCCGCACACGUCGACACCGAGCUGGCGCACGACUGUGAGGACAACGAGGAGUCGAGCAGUAGCGGCAACUCGGGCGUCAGUGCGAGCAGCGCGCUGGCGCAGGUGUGCUGGCACCGUGCGGCCUCACUACCGCGGGAGAGCUUGCACUUGGCGUAUAGGACGCAGCUAUCUGGCUACCUGCUCCGCAAGUUCAAGAACUCUCACGGCUGGCAGAAGCUGUGGGUGGUGUUCGCGAUGUUCACGCUGCACUUCUACAAGAGCUGGCAGGACGAGACCGCGCUCGCCUCACUGCCGUUGCUGGGGUACAGCGUGGGUCCGCCGGCGCGGUCGGACGGCAUCGACAAGGAGUUCGUGUUCAAGCUGCAGUUCAAGAACCACGUGUACUUCUUCCGAGCGGACAGCCACUUCACAUACAAUAGAUGGACUGAAGUACUCCAGACGCCGUCGCUGCAAUCUCAUCACAACUGACGGGCGAACGACGUUUAGGGUAAUGCACUAUAUAGAAUAGGGUGCCAUAAUGAUCCAGAUAUUAAAAUUAAAAAAAAAUAGUAUAUUUAAAAUAAUUCUACAGAUAAAGAAAAGUAGUGCAAUCUUUAAAAUGUAUGGGAAGUUUAAGUGAUUUUUUUAUAAAAAUGAUGUGGACCCAUAUUCGUUUUAAAUUAUAUGUAGCAGGAGAAGUCUAAACAAUUUCAACACAUAGUACAAUAAUUAAAGUAUUAAUUAUUAUAAAUAACAAUCUAGUACAACAACACAUUCCAUAUUUCGCCCUUAACUUUAAUUUUGUCGGCAACAUUUCAUAAUACCUUUUUAAGAAAAAACUGAAUCCCUAUAGC
Aricia agestis (brown argus) is the source of this 4176-nucleotide messenger RNA. It is a transcript of the gene Cdep, whose product is annotated as FERM, ARHGEF and pleckstrin domain-containing protein 2. The coding region runs from base 347 to 3811 and encodes 1154 amino acids. Gene Ontology annotation, cellular component: cytoskeleton. Lineage: Eukaryota; Metazoa; Arthropoda; Insecta; Lepidoptera; Lycaenidae. Gene Ontology annotation, molecular function: guanyl-nucleotide exchange factor activity; cytoskeletal protein binding. The record is from RefSeq and is a predicted model, not a curated record. The transcript has 29 exons.